AUGGGGGAGAUGUCAAUCCUAUACUCCUUACGAGAAAGCGAGAUCUCAAUUCUCUGGAAUGGGGGGCGCCUACCAGCCUUUAAGCCGGGCCGUGGACUUCGUCAGGGAGACCCACUAGCACCGUAUCUCUUCAACCUAGUGAUGGAAAGACUAGCAUAUGAGAUUCAAAGCAAGGUCAAUGCAGGUCAUUGGAAGCCAAUUCGCAUCUCUAGAGGUGGCAUUGGUAUCUCGCACCUUUUCUUCGCAGAUGACCUGAUGCUUUUUGGAGAUGGGACUGAACGACAGGCCAAUGUCAUGAUGUACUGCUUGAACAACUUUAGUAACUCUUCUGGUCUUAAUAUUAACCUCUCUAAAUCUCUUAUCUUCUGUUCACCUAACCUAAAUGCAGGUACAAAAAGAAGUAUUGCAGAGAGGAUGAAUAUACCAAUUUCUGACAACCUGGGGUCUUAUCUUGGGAUCCCAAUGCUGCAAAAGCGGGUCUCUAAGCACACCUUCACAACAGUCCUUGACAAAAUGAGAAGAAAACUAGCGACAUGGAAAGCUAACUCUCUCAGUAUGGCGGGAAGGAGGGUUUUAGGUUGGCCACAGUUCCAACAUAUACCAUGCAGGCCAUGGCUUUACCGGUUAAUACCUGUAAUGACAUUGACAGAAUUUGCAGGAACUUUCUGUGAGGUCUUCUCGGACCAAAACAAGCUCUGGGUGAAAGUAAUUCGAGAUAAAUACGUCAAAGAUAAAGAUUUCCUCCAGGUGCAAGCUAUUAACACAAGCUCUUGGGGGUGGAGAAGUAUUUUGAAGGGGAGGAAUAUUCUUGCAGAAGGGGUCCGAUGGCGGUUAGGCAAAGGGGACUCUGGGUCUGAAGGUGAGCAAGAAGAUCUCGACUGGGUUUGGCGAACCAAUUGUACGGAAAAAAUCAAAAUUUUCCUUUGGAAAAUCCUUAAAAAUGGGCUGAUGACGAAUGUUGAACGGCAACGAAGAGGACUGUCAGCUACCGCAACCUGCCCGUGCUGUGGAGUGUAUGACGAGACAAUGGACCAUCUCUUCCGGCAAUGUGACGUAGCGGCGGAAUGCUGGAGCUCAGCGACAGGGCAGAACGAUGGCAACCCCCCUGGAACGCUGGAUGAAGCAGCAAGAAACAAUAUCUCCUUUAAUGGCACGUGGACUCCACCUUCAGAGAUUUUACGGCGUGCAACAGAGGGCGCGAAAGAGGCAGAGAGACUCCUUAACCAUAAGGGACCAGGGACGGCGAGGCAGCACUGGGUGGCUUGGUCACCUCCCCCACCCGGUGUCAUCAAAAUUAACACGGAUGGUGCGAGCACGGGAGGCCUGAUUAGAGAUCAUACAGGGCAGUGGAUUGUGGGCUUCAUCUCCAAUGUUGGCGUAACGAAUAGCUUCAUUGCGGAGCUUUGGGGUUUCAGAGAAGGUCUCAUGGUCGCAAAAGCACCAGGUUUUGAUAAGAUUAAGGCUGAAACCGAUUCAGAGUCCUUAAAACAGGCUUUAGAAUCACGGUCGGAUUCUUCCCUCACAGCAAGCACGUUAAUUGCCGAUUGUUUGCAUCUCAUGGGUCACUUCACCUACAUCGAGGUCACUCAUGUCCUACGAGAAGACAAUCAGUGUGCUGACUUCCUAGCAAACUUGGGUCAAGAGGCCUCCUGGGGCACUACUUUACUUGAAAACCCCCCGGACAGUGUAAGGGAGCUCCUGGUUCGUGACUCCCAUAGUGUGGCGACUAGUAGAAGACGUUAA
Messenger RNA from Ipomoea triloba (trilobed morning glory), 1743 nucleotides. RefSeq lists its product as uncharacterized. The transcript has 4 exons. The record is from RefSeq and is a predicted model, not a curated record. NCBI's taxonomy places the organism in Eukaryota, Viridiplantae, Streptophyta, Magnoliopsida, Solanales, Convolvulaceae. Gene Ontology annotation, molecular function: RNA-DNA hybrid ribonuclease activity; nucleic acid binding. Bases 1 to 1743 code for a protein of 580 amino acids.